Messenger RNA from Alosa alosa (allis shad), 1774 nucleotides. Its product is annotated as keratin, type II cytoskeletal cochleal-like. NCBI's taxonomy places the organism in Eukaryota, Metazoa, Chordata, Actinopteri, Clupeiformes, Clupeidae. Gene Ontology annotation, biological process: keratinization; intermediate filament organization. The record is from RefSeq and is a predicted model, not a curated record. The transcript has 9 exons. Gene Ontology annotation, cellular component: keratin filament. Bases 158 to 1474 code for a protein of 438 amino acids. Gene Ontology annotation, molecular function: structural constituent of skin epidermis.
ACUCUCCCUUAGAGAAACCCCUAGAGGGUAACAGAGGGGACUGCCAGGUUGAGAGGGGGGCCCUACAGAGUACCUGAACAGAACAGCUCUGACUGGUUUGUCCAUGACAAACAUGUCAUCAUGUUACUCCACGGGACAACACACAUAAACCACACACAUGCAUACACACCCACCCCUCAACAGACAUAGACGCUUCCUCUUCAGAAUUCCACAUCAGAGGAACAGGCAAACUCGCCUCUCUGUCUCUGUCUCUGUCUCUCUCUCGUCUCUAUCAGCCAUGAGUGCGCGACGCAAACGCUUCAGUGGCAGCACCCAGAACUUCAGCAGUCGCUCUCUGGGGUCUGACUCUGGCCUUGGUUUCAGUGCUGGCUCGCUGGGCACUACCUACCCGGCGUGGGGCUUCUAUGUGGGUAAGCCCAUCACAGCUGUGUCCGUGAACCAGAGCCUGCUAACGCCUCUGAACUUGGAGAUCGACCCCACUAUUCAAGCUGUGCGCAUGCAGGAGAAAGAACAAAUCAAGAAACUCAACAAUCGAUUUGCUUCCAUUAUUGAUAAGGUGCGGCAACUGGAGCAGCAGAAUAAAGUGCUGGAGACCAAGUGGCAGGUGCUGCAGAAAGGCGCUCGUCCUCCCUCUAAGUGCGAGCCCCUGCUCGACUCCUACAUCCAGACCCUGCAGGCACAGUUACGGCAGCUUGCAGUGGACAAACAGUACCUUCAAAGAGAGCUUGAGAGGGUUCAUGUGGAAGUGGGGGACGGGAAGCAGAAGUAUGAGGAGGAGAUCAACAGGAGAAAUGGAGCAGAAAAUGAGUUUGUCAUCCUGAAGAGGGAUGUAGAUACUGCGUACCUGAAACAAUCUGAUUUGGAGGGGAAAUGGACCAGCCUCACCCAAGAUAUAAAUGUGUUCAAGACAUUGUAUGAACAGGAGCUCAGUGAGCUGCAGGCUGAGUUGCAGGACAUCUCAGUAAUCGUUGAGAUGGACAACUCACGAGAACUGGACAUGCAGCAGAUUGUGUGUGACGUGAAGGAACAGUAUGAGGGCAUUUCCUUACGCAGCCGCAAGGAAGUUGAAAUCUGGCACCAGACCAAGUUUAAUCAGAUCUCGGCCCAAGCUGACCAGUCCUCAGAGAAGCUGAGGAUAGCCAGACAGGAGAUUUCUGAUAUCAAGCGCAACCUCACAUGCCUGGAGAAUGACAUCAACAAUGCAAAAGCACAGCGUGCCUACCUGGAGGCCCAAAUUGCGGAUUCAGAGAACCAGGGGGAGGUGGCAGUGAAGGAUGCCCAAGCCAGAAUCCGAAACCUAAAGAAAACCCUUCAGGAAGGAAAGCAAGACAUGGCCAAGCAAUUGCGUGACUACCAGGAGCUUAUGAAUACCAAACUGGCACUGGAUAUUGAGAUUGCCACCUACCGUAGUCUACUGGAAGGAGAGGAAAGAAGGAUUGGAAAGGACCAUACUGUCACUGUCCAGACAACCUGAGUUCAUGCAAGACCCACCCGCUCAGAUCCCGCAAGAAGUCAACAUCAAAAGUACUCAUCAAAGUUAUUGAGGACAGUGUCUCAGAAUGCUGAGUUAUAGAGACUCAAGACAGUCAUACCUCCAGGCAGGCACACACACUUCACACACACACACACACACACACACACACAUUUCUACAUUCACAUUAUUGAAUACAGUACACUGAAUGCAUUCAAUUUUCAUUGCAUGUUUAGAUCUUCACUAUAUUUAGCUGUAACCGGGUUGUUUCAAUACAAAUAAACUGUCUGUAUGACAAAAGAU